AUGGGUCUUACUUAUGUGUUGGAUUCCAUUGCAGAAUGGAUUUGCCCACAGGGAAAACUCAAGAAACCACCUGAAAAUAGAGGGGGUGGGAAGGAACUGCAACAAGCACUUUUGGAAAAUAAUUGCAUAGUUGCAGAUUUUGGGGUAGCUGGCCAACUUACAGAUACCAUGGCAAAAAGAAACACAGUGAUAGGAACUCUGUUUUGGAUGGCACCUGAAGUAAUCCAAGAAAUUGGAUACAAUUGUCUAGCAGACAUCUGGUCUCUGGGCAUUACUGCCAUUGAAAUGGCUGAAGGAAAGCCACCGUAUGCUGAUAUUCACCCUAUGAGGGCAAUUUUCAUUAUUCCAACAAAUCCACCUCCAACCUUCCGAAAGCCAGAACUCUGGUCAGAUGAAUCCACAGACUUUGUAAAACAGUGUCUUGUGAAAUGUCCAGAAAAAAGAGCCACUGCCACACAGCUGCUCCAGAAUCCAUUUGUUAAAAGUGCCAAAGGAGUUUUCAUCCUGCAAGACCUGAUUAAUGAGGCAAUGGAUAUUAAACUGAAAAUUCAGGAAGCUCAACAGCGUGAGUUGUAUCAUGAUGAUGAAGAAAAUUCAGAAGAAAAUGAAACUGAUUAUAGGACCAUGGUGUGGGCACAGGGACAAGAAACUGGUACAAUCAGAGCUGCUUGUGGAAUGAGUGAUGGCAUCAACACCAUGAUAGAAUACGAUGACACUUUAGAGCAGCCUUUCCCAACCAGUGCUGCUUUAGAGUCUCAGCUGGGAACAAUGGUCAUAAAUGCAGAAGAUGAAGAAGAUGAAGGGACAAUGAAGAGUGGGCUCAGUUUGGGGGAAAUGGCCUUGCGGUCCACAUCAGCGAGCCUGGAGCGAAGAGAUAUGCUAUCAAGGUUGUGUUUCAUAUCCAGCCAUACCAGGGGCGUGACGACAACACAGUGCACAACAACAUGGAAUACAUCCUGGUUAGCCACUCCUGCUAUUGACCCUAACCAGACAUCAAAACUGAAGGUUGCUACUUGA
Molecule: messenger RNA, 1017 nt
Organism: Rhineura floridana
Lineage: Eukaryota; Metazoa; Chordata; Lepidosauria; Squamata; Rhineuridae
Product: serine/threonine-protein kinase 4-like
Exons: 4
Coding region: 1-1017 (338 amino acids)
Biological process (GO): protein phosphorylation; regulation of MAPK cascade; intracellular signal transduction
Cellular component (GO): cytoplasm
Molecular function (GO): protein serine/threonine kinase activity; ATP binding
Source: RefSeq, a predicted model, not a curated record